Molecule: messenger RNA, 697 nt
Organism: Benincasa hispida (wax gourd)
Lineage: Eukaryota; Viridiplantae; Streptophyta; Magnoliopsida; Cucurbitales; Cucurbitaceae
Source: RefSeq, a predicted model, not a curated record
UUUCUUUUAAUCCAACUCCCCUUCCCUCCAAAAUAUUGCAAUGGACAAUCAAGGAUCCAAGUUCCAAUUCUUCGAUAUAUUUUACCAAAUCUUCCAUUUCAUUAUGAAAGUCAUAUCAUCUAAAGCCCAAGAAACUGUUAUUCUUGGAAACCUGGUGUCGCAUGAAUCAAACACUUCAUCCCAAGAGCUCACAACUACCUUGAGUUUAGAUCAUUCUGCUUCAUCUCUUACGAACGAUGAUCUCAAAAAAUCGAAGGAAUCCCAAGAGCUCAUAACUACCUUGAAUUCAAAUCAUUCUAGUUCGUCUCUCACGAACAAUCAUCCCAAUGAACCAAAGGAGCUCGAUUUGAGUAAAGAAAUUGAUAAGAAUAAUGAUGGAUCAUUGCCUUCUACAACAAAACGAGCUCCAAAGAAAAUGGUUAGUAUCAAUGAAACAGUUGAGGAUAUUGAUUCUAUUAUGAGGGAAAGGAGGAAGAAAAAAGGAACAAAGAAGUCAAAAUCCUUCGAUUUUGAUAAUGGAUAUGAUGCUUCCUUAAAGCCUACUCGCUCCAUUCUCAAGGUUGGCUCAAUAAAAGAUAGCUCAGAUUUAUCAAAAGCAACUCAGGAUACACCUUUUCACUCAAGCAUGAAUAACUACCUAAAAGUCUACAAUACAAUUUUUUACAUGAAAAAUGUAAGAAGUGAAAUUCUAUUGUAG